This is a messenger RNA of Condylostylus longicornis, 3570 nucleotides long. It is a transcript of the gene scra, whose product is annotated as anillin. Bases 179 to 3391 code for a protein of 1070 amino acids. NCBI's taxonomy places the organism in Eukaryota, Metazoa, Arthropoda, Insecta, Diptera, Dolichopodidae. Gene Ontology annotation, biological process: septin ring organization; actomyosin contractile ring assembly; mitotic cytokinesis. Gene Ontology annotation, cellular component: actomyosin contractile ring. The record is from RefSeq and is a predicted model, not a curated record. The transcript has a single exon.
CUGGGUAUAUUGCUUUUCAAUUAAUUGACAUUAGCUACACAAACCAGCAGUUUAAAAUUUUAAAAAAUUUGUACGCUUGUAAUCUUGUAUUGUUUUGAAAGAAAAAAAUAAAAAUAUUUGUUGCGUGUUAAAAAUAUUGUAUGAAAAAUUAACGAUUUAAAAAGAUAACCCAGAUAAAAUGGAUCCAUUUGCUGAACGUAUGCUUGAAAAAGCUCGACAAAGAUGCAAGAAUUUAGGAAUCAAAACUGACUUUAAUGUUUUAAGCGAAUUUCAAGAAAUGAGUAAUUCGUUAAGUACCAACUGUGUUAAUACACCAGUGAAAACUACAUUGUCAACAAAAAGAAGUAAAUCCGGAAAUGAUACCACUAAUUCUCCUGAACCAAAUUUGGGUAAAACAUUCAUAUCAAACAAAGAAAAUCUUGGAAUUGCUAUCAAUGUUAGGUCAGACCAUCGGAUUGAAAUGGUUCAAAUUCAACUGCAAGAUGAAAAUGGUUUAGUAGAAGAAGAAACUCUGCAACCAGAAGAAGAUAAAGAAAAACCGAAAAUUCGUGACUGUUCACGAAAUCGAUUGAAACGGCUUGGUGCCCUAUAUUCAAAUUCAGACGAAAUUUCAUCACCAAUUCAUCGUACUGAGAACCAGUUUUAUGAAGAAAAAAAUGAUCAUAUUAUUAAGGAUAUGAGCAAUAAAAAAGUAACUCAUAAACUAAAUAAGCUAGCUGAACUAGCUAAAGAAAUCAACAAUUGGGAAGAUGAGGAUGUACAAAAAAGAACAAAAAACAAUUUUAAUGAUCAUAAGAUUGAGACAACGAACGAAAGGCAAAAUGAAAAUGAAGUUACAAAAAAGUUAAAGUGGGACAAUACUGUCAUGCAAAAUUUAGAAGCCCAAGGAUUUCAAAGGAAGGAGAAUAAUUCAAAUGUGUUAAGCUUUGAAUAUUUGGAAAAGAUUGACCGUAAACAAUCGAAAAAUAAUGAGAUUGAAAACACUUCCAGUGUACAAAAAGUAAUAUCAAAAAUUAACGCUGAAAGUAAAGGGAAUACAAGUUUAACAGGAUUUAAUAAACCUAAUCUUUGCAUUAAAUCAAACUACAAAGAUCCUAUUGAUCUACCAUUGAAAGAAAGAAUGAAAAUUUUUGAGCAAAAUAAAGGUGAAGCACCUGUUCCUAAAGUGCCGUUUGGUAUGAAUGUGCCCGCAAAGAAAGUAUGUGACGAAGCUGUAAAAGAACAUAAAAUGCUUAAUAUGAAAGUACCUCAAAACAAGCUCGAAUUGAAAAAUUAUGAAGCAGCUUUAAACUGUAGUAAACCUGGAAAAAUUGAAUCUGAAAUCGAACAAAAAAUAAACAAUAUUCAGAAACACAAACAUAUCCAAAUGGAGACAGAUUUAGAAAAAAACAGAGUUGAAAAUUCUAUUUCGAAAAAAAUAGUUCAGGGUAACUUAUCGACAAUUGUUUCACAGUUCGAAAACAAAAUAAUAAAUAAUGCUAAUAAUGAAGAUGAACAUCAAUCAACAAAGAUUAGUCCAAAAAGACUAUAUCCAAAUUUGAGUGAAUUUGAAAGCAAUAAUGAAACUGAAAGCGGUACUGAUGGGAAUGAAUAUUCAACAGAAAUUCUUUCCGAAGAAGAGCCCGUCAGAAAAUCUUUCCGGAAAUCAAUUGACAGUUCCAUUGAUGAUGCACGACUAUCUUUAAAUACAUCUUCUGAUAGUUUCAAUUUCGAAAAACCUCAAGUGAGGUUUGAACUACCUGAAACUAAAAGAAGUUACGUAUACAACAAAUCAAAUAAUGCUGAAAGCGAUAGUAAUAUUAGCAAUAAUUCAACAAGUAGCCAAGCAACAGAUAAUUCUGAAGAAGUUUCCGAUUAUUUAAAUGAUGCUUUUGAUGAUGAUGAAGAUAACGAGAAUGAUGACAAUUCAUCCUUAACUACCAAUACAGACUCUAUUAUAAAAGGGGGUAAUACUGGAAACACAUCUCUAAAUAAUAACAUAAAUCAAUUAAAAUCUCAAUUAAGUGUUGAAGAAUCUAAAGAAAAUAUGGUGACGUUAGUUCACACAAUAAGUUUUUAUAGAAAACAGCAAAAUAACACAUCAAAUCCAUCUACUCCAAUUAGAAAAAUAUGUAGAGAGCAGGAAAUUCGUAGAGAAAUUUCUGAAGAAUCUGAAACAAGUGAAAAUGAUGAUGGAAUUGAUUACGAUCAACGGGAGAUUGAAACACGUUUAGUUAAGGAAAAAAUGGCAAAACUUCGUGAUGAAGUAUGUAAACAGCAACAAAUCAUUGCACAAACAAGUCAAGCUUUAAACUUAUGCGCAGCCACUAUAGAAUUUUCUGGUUCUACGGAAGCUGUAGAGGGUGAAAGACAUUUAUUAGUGGCAACGCAUCGUCGCCAAGCCGCUUUAGACGAAAUACAGCGUUUACGUGUUGAAGGUGUAGUAAGACCAUCAGGUUCUCCUAAAGAAAGGGGACGGUUAACUGUAAAAGAAAUAACAAUACCUUUGAGACAAGAUUACAUUCGAAAACUGUCAAACGAUGCAAUAUCUGGUCACCAUCUCUUAUGUUUGCUAAAGUAUAAUGAAACCGUAUUAGCAACACAAACAGUCCCAACUUUGCCAGGCUUGCUUUCAGUGAAAUUUCCAGAUGUUUUAAAUUUGAAUGAAGUUUAUGCAGAUUUUCGUGUAACUCUCGAAAUUUAUGGUAUGACCGCACAACGAGAAAUAUUGCCGCAUGAAAUUAAAUAUCAUAUUAACAUUAAUAAAAACAAAAAUGCUCGAACGCCAAAAAAAAAGGGUUCAGAUUCACGUCUUGUAAUGCCGAUAGUGCAGUCUCCUGCAGGUCCAAACGUUGUUCGAACACCGGCUCUUGUACAAUACGGUUUUGCUAUAUUUUCCUUACGGGAAGUACAGAGAAAUACUUGGACAUUAACCAAAGUUUCUGGUGUAUCUCCACUUGAAGGAACUGUACACAUGAAAAUCAAUUGUGAGCUCUCAGUUUCAAUCUCAUACAAAGGUUUUUUAACUAUGUUCGAAGAUAUAUCUGGCUUUGGUGCAUGGCAUAGACGUUGGUGUUACUUAAACGGACAUAUUUUAAAUUAUUGGAAAUAUCCAGAUGAUGAAAAGAAAUGUACUCCAAUUGGUUCUAUUGAUUUAAAUAUGGCAAUAACGCAAAAAAUUACAACUGCCCCACGGGAAAUAUGUGCCAGAUUAAACACAAUUAUGUUAGAAUGCAAGACAUCUUCAAAAGAGGACGCGUUGACUAGAAAAUCUUCUUUAAUGACUGUGACGAAAAAUGAUAUGGUUGUUUUAAGAUAUUUGCUAUCAGCAGAUACAAAAGAAGAAAGGGAUGAAUGGUGUGCACAUUUGAACAAAGCUUUAAUGCUUCUAAGAGCAUGGUCUUCAAAUUAGAAUUGUAAUUAACAUGUCGGAAGAGCAUAAUUUUAAAACCAAGAAAAUAAGUUCAUAGUCUCAAUAUGAAAUAUUGUGUUAAUAAUAAAUAAAUGUGUCUAUUUUAUUUUCUAUUUUAUAAAAAGAUAAUAUUCAAAUAUAUACAUUUAUACAUACGUACUUUUGUAUAAUCUACUAAU